Parasteatoda tepidariorum (common house spider) is the source of this 4652-nucleotide messenger RNA. Its product is annotated as lachesin. Gene Ontology annotation, cellular component: neuron projection. Lineage: Eukaryota; Metazoa; Arthropoda; Arachnida; Araneae; Theridiidae. The record is from RefSeq and is a predicted model, not a curated record.
AUUUAAUUUUAACUGCAAAUAAAUUAAAAACUUUAUGUAAGAGAUAUAAAUAAACUAAAAUCAAAAUUUUACACAGAUUUUAACAGUGUUUCUUCUUUAUAUUAAAGAAAGAAUUCUGGCAUUUAAGGAUGAAAAUUUGUAAAUACAAGCUUAUCGAUUUGUUUUAAAAAUGCUUUAAAAAAGAAAAACCCUAAAAACACAACCCACAUAGCAAAGAAUUCAACAUUUAUUUACCGAAGAACGAUAAAAUUUAUAUAUUAAACUUUUCCUACCCGAAAAAAUUCAUCCAAGCAAAAGUAUACUGGAAAAGUAAAUUUCAUAUUUUUGGUUACGACGCUCUUUAGAGAUCAAAAUUGAAUCCAGCCUAUCACCAAAUUGGCAAAAAAAGUAAGACAAAACCUUUAAAUUCUUUACGUCAGCAGACCAAAAUGGUAUUGCUUUUUCAAACCUUACUUUGUUUUCUAACACUUCGACUUUCGUCAGCCAUAAAAAGUGAUGAUCUUGAACCUGAUUUUGUGGAUAGAAUUGGAAAUGUUACAGCUAUCGUCGGUCAGGAAGUAGAGUUAAGCUGCGUAGUUGAAAAUUUGGGAUCAUAUAGAGUAGCGUGGAUAAGAGUGGAGAGUCAAACAAUAUUGUCCAUUCAUACACACGUUAUCACAAGGAACUAUAGGAUAUCUUUAAGACACAAAGAUCUUCAGUAUUGGAAUUUACAUAUCAUUAAUGUUCAAGAAUCGGACAGAGGAAGUUAUAUGUGUCAAAUUAAUACUGUUCCCAUGAAAAAACAACUCGGUUAUUUAGAAGUAGUAGUGCCUCCACAGUUCGUUCGUUCAGAGCGAACGACAGAAGUAUUAGCUCAUGAAGGAACAAAUGUCACAAUGACGUGUUUUGUUAAAGGAUAUCCUACACCAAAAGUCACGUGGCAUAGGGAGGACGGAAAAAAUUUUGAUGCAGGAUUAGCUAAUCCUAUCAUUCAACAAAGCACAUUUGAAGGAGAACGUUUAUUAAUAAAUAAAGUAAGUCGACUUCAUAUGGGAACAUAUGUUUGCACAGCAGACAAUGGAGUGCCUCCAUCUGUAUCAAGAAGAACACAGUUAUAUGUAAAUUUUCCGCCAAUGUUAUGGAUUCCUAAUCAGCUGUUUGUAGGUAAAAUAGGAGACAAUAUCACUCUUGAAUGCCUCGUAGAAGCUUUUCCAAAAUCUCUAAACUAUUGGACAAGACACGAGGAUGAUCAAUUAGUAAACUCAGGAAAUCACUUUAUAACUACAAUUCAAGAAAGUACUUAUAAAAUGCACAUGAGACUUACAAUAAAUAAACUGAGAGCGGAGGACUUUGGAAAAUACACAUGUUUAGCCAAGAAUUCCAUAGGUUCCACAUCAGGUGUCAUAAGGAUAAAUGGUACAAAUAUAUCAGACUCAUCAAGCACAACAACAACAAAUCUUUAUCCUGCAGAAGACACAAAUUCACAACUACAGGAUGGAAUUUUAAAAAGCCAAAGAAAUGCACACAACCAAUCAUACUCAUAUCCACCUGCCAGUGCACAAGAUACAAUAUUCAGCGAUACAGUUGCAGUUCUCCCAUCAUUUACUGUAAUAACCAUUAUUCUGUAUGCUCUGUCCGUCGUUUGAUGUAUAUGUUUGAUGUAUAUGUGACGACAGUCGAAACGCUCAAUACACAAAUAACACUAUAGUGUUCAAGAAGAUUGGAUACGAUAUUGAACAAUCUUCCAAUUAUGGUGCAGAAAAAUCGAAAACAUAUUCAUUGUUGCCAAAGAAUGCUGAGAAACUAUACUGUUUCAUAUUGUGUUGAAAAUAUGAACAAGUGCUCAUUCGAAAAUAUUUGUUUGUUUUUAAUAUUACUUUAUAAACUUUUUAAUACUUAAGUAUAUUUUGAUUAAUUUAAAUUAUAUAUAUAUAUAUCUAUAUAUAUAUAAUCGUCCACUGCUACAUUAAACGAUAAAAUAUCAUGUUAUAUCAUGUUUUCGUAUAAGUUACGAGGAAAUUGAAAUUUAAUUAUAAGAAAUAAUCUUUGUAUUGCUUGAUUUUCAAUACAAAAUAAAACGUAAGUUGCAUUAGUCAUAAAUUGAAUCCGAAAUUCGUCGCUAAGCAUAUCACCUCUAUAAAAUUGACAUUUUAUUAAAAAAAUCUUUCUGAAACAAUGUGAUGACAAUUCUUUUUCUAGAAAAAUUUCUAUCCUUCUUUGAUUUAUGUUUUCUAAUAAAGUAUCUUCGAUUGUUAUUCUCAAUCAAAAAAUAAAUGAAAUAAAUUCGAGUAUAUUUUAUUUGAUGGAGUAUUUGUAUGAAACAUAUCAUUGCAGAAAGAGAAGAGGUUCUGAUUUUUCUUUGAGUUCAUUAAAAUUACUUAAUAAAAAUUUCCAAAACACACUGUUUUUAUGCCCUUGGAAAUAACUAUUUAUAAUAUGAAUUCAACAAGUUUUAUAAUUACUAUAUUUUUUAUAGUUUUUUUAACUCCCUAAAUUUUUUCUGAAAGCAGUUUGUAAGAAAAAUAAUAUAAAUAAACAUUAUUUUCAUGUAUUAAGAAGAUCUGGAAUAAUAAGAAUUGGCAAGAAGCAAGAUGCUUUUAACUAAUUUAUUACCAAAAAGAAGGUAUGCCCAUCUCAGCCAAAAUAUUGUUAUUUUACAUAGUUGUACAAUAUUAUUAAAAAUAAUCACAUUUUAGAAUGUAUUUGUUUUAAAGUUGGAUUGUAAAAUUCAAAGAAAUGUAUUUGAUCAUUUUUUAAAAUUACUGCGAGAGGAAAAUAUUAGGCACUAUAAUUUAUACAAUAUGAUAAAGUGGUUUUGCCUUUUUAAUGCUUAAGUGCAUCAGUACUCUAUUGUUAUAACGAAUUCUUGCUUAAUUACUUAAAAUUAAAAGUAGUAAAAAAAGUAAAUUUAAUUUAUGGAAAACAACUCCAAGAAUCUUCUAAUGUGGAUUACAUUUAAUCUGUAAUUAAAAUAAAAAAUCAGCAUUCAGUAAUGCCAUUCACUGGAAAUCUAUUUAUGUACCAUGUUUUAUAUAUUUUCUAGCUUUUAAACAUAUCCUGGGAUUUUUUUUAAAUUCUACUUUAGAUUAUUUUUAUUAACACUUUAAGUAAUGCAUUACUUAGUAUUCCAGGUUGCUUCUGCUUUUGGCAGUGAAAAUGAUAAAGGUUUUCUACACGUGCAUUGAUUGCUGUCAGUUUAAUUUUUUUAAAACUUAUUUUACAAAUUUCAUUAUUUUUUUAAUUGGCUCAAACUUCUCAGCAAAAUAUUCGAAGUAAUUAUUGCAUACAAUCCCUUUGGACUUCAGUUUAUGUUUAUGUUGCAUAAAUAAUAAUUAUAUUACCAUGAAGUUAUUACUGCAUUUUAUGUCAAUAUUUUCGCACUAGAAAAAUGAACGAAAACACAUGUGUUAAAAAAUAAUAAUUUCAUUCAAAUUUUUUUUCUCGAUACAUUUUACUUAGUUUAAAAAUAAGAAUACUAUGUGAACAUUUUACUGUCGGAAAUAAUAUAUAACAUGUACUUUUAGAUGCAACAUUUUACAGUUAAAAAUUCAAUUUAUUAAAAUAAAACAUAAACAUAUAUUUUAAGUUAUCUAGCACUUUUAAAAAUUACAAAUUACAAUAACUUAUAAAAUAUGGUUUAAGAAAUGAUGAAAAUAUAAAAAUAUUCAAAGGAUUUGCCUUAUUUGAGGUUAAAUGCAACUUCAUUCUUCAAUGCAUUAUUUAAAAAUAGAAAAAGGAUGUUUUAAUUCGAAAGCAAUUGUUUUCAUACAUAAUGUACACUUGAAACAAAAUAUUUAUGAGAAUCCAAGUAUAUGAACAUUAAUUUUAGGCAAUUGUUUUAAUUACUUUUUAAAAAUAUAAUCUAAAACACAAUGACUGAAAAAUAGAUAAGAAUUAAAAUUCUAUGAUAAAGAGAAUUUCCAAUUUAUAUCUAUGAAAUUAAAUUCAUUAUUCUUGUAUUACGUAAAGGUAUUAUGUAAUUUAUUUUGAAUGAUUUGCAUAAAUUUAAAUUAAUGUAGUUUUUAUACUUUAGCACAUUAUUUGAAAAAAAAAACGAAAUGUUAUGAGUUGCUACUUUAAAAAAGGUGAACAUUUGAAUGCAGUUUUUUUUAGAAAUCUCCAAUUUGAAUUAUUUUGUGUGUCUUUAUUCAAAUCGUAUUUAUACAUUGAGACAUGACUGCAAGACACGUUAAAGCUCAAAAUUGUAUGUACAUAUGAAAGCAAAUGAACGAAAUUGAUUUGAUUCCUAAAACCUAUAAAUUUUUGUUAUCAAAUGAUAUAAAUAAAAAUGAGUACUUCAAUUUAACAUAUAUAUUUGUUUAAAAACUGCAUUUAAAUAAAUCUGUUGAAUGUGAUUUAAUAACUGUUAUUUAUUCGUAUAUAAAAAAUGUUAUGAGCUUUAUGUCAUUGAAUAUGGACGUUUCUGUUGGUGUACAAAUGUUGUUGUAACUAAUAAAUUUUUCAUAUAAGUUGUAAGCAUGGUUUAAAGUUUAAAAAUACGCAAACUGUGGUGCCAGAAAAAGUUAAAUGUGACAUAGUAUCAGAGACACUAAAUGAGGACGUAAGUGUUGUUGCUAAGUAAGCGUAUUUUUGAAAGUAUUAAAGAAUGUAUUUUGGAACAAAUAUGCAUUUGUAUCUUGUCUAAGUGUAUAAAAUAAAAUUCUGUUUUUAUA